Messenger RNA from Ooceraea biroi (clonal raider ant), 672 nucleotides. Its product is annotated as U11/U12 small nuclear ribonucleoprotein 25 kDa protein. The record is from RefSeq and is a predicted model, not a curated record. Lineage: Eukaryota; Metazoa; Arthropoda; Insecta; Hymenoptera; Formicidae. Gene Ontology annotation, cellular component: U12-type spliceosomal complex. Gene Ontology annotation, biological process: mRNA splicing, via spliceosome.
GAGACGUAAUCUAGUGGCGAGCCGCGGCAUUAAAAACGUCUGAACAUGCAGGACGCGUUAUCUAACGGCGAUAUGCGCCACUAAUUUUGUCAUCGAUUUAUUUGUUAUUUAUUAUUUAUUUACAACAACAUGGAGACUGUUGAUCAUGUGAGGUUAGAACAUGCUGCGAUAGAAGAUGUUGAGAAAAAGUCAUCUGUUGACAAUGUGAAGGCCGAGAGUGCACAACUCAGUCAUCAAGAAUUAGUGAGGUUGACUAAAACAACUAUAGCUGAUAUUAUUGAGAAUGAUCCGCUACUUACUGGACUACCCUCGGAUGUCACAACGGAAGAACUGAAAUCCCAGAUCGCAGUAGUGCAAGGACAGGCCAUAACAGUAUUCUUAAAUCGUAGAGAGCUACCAAAACUCGCAGUAGUGGUUCCUCCACAUAACACCACAGUGCUUGAUUUGAAGAAGGCAAUAAAGCGACACAUGAAUUUAUCUUUAAAGAGAGAAAAUGUCAACAAGAAGAUAAGUUGGAAACACAUUUGGAAGAAACAUCAUCUUCGCUUCGAUGACAUCAUACUUUCUAACGAUAACGAAAAUAUUAAAGCUUAUGGCAUCAUUAACAAGGCAGAAUUACACUUUGUCAAGAGACGGAGAGAAAAGAAUAAACUGAUUAAGCGUUAACGGCAA